Molecule: messenger RNA, 2679 nt
Organism: Sphaeramia orbicularis (orbiculate cardinalfish)
Lineage: Eukaryota; Metazoa; Chordata; Actinopteri; Kurtiformes; Apogonidae
Gene: adgrl4
Product: adhesion G protein-coupled receptor L4
Exons: 16
Coding region: 26-2266 (746 amino acids)
Biological process (GO): adenylate cyclase-activating G protein-coupled receptor signaling pathway; cell surface receptor signaling pathway
Cellular component (GO): plasma membrane
Molecular function (GO): calcium ion binding; G protein-coupled receptor activity
Source: RefSeq, a predicted model, not a curated record
AGUAAAACCCAGACCCAGUGCAAGUAUGGAGUCUGUACUGAGGUCACCAAUGAAACUUGUACUUUUAACAGCGUGGCUCUCCAGUCUGAUGGACCCAUGCAGCCUCUCUGGCAUCUGUGAUUCUUGUCACAAACUCGCAACAUGCAAGGCCCUGAAUGGAUCAAAUGACGCCUGCUUCUGUAAACAGGGAUAUACUGGAGAUGGAACCACGUUUUGUAACGAUGACAACGAGUGCCAGAAUGUGACCAACAUCUGCAGCGACAGAGGAAACUGCACCAACACAGAUGGGGGCUACUACUGUACAUGUUUAUCUGGAUACAACUCCACAGGAGCCGUCCACUUCACGCCAAACGAUGGCACUGAAUGUACAGACAUAGAUGAAUGCAAGUCAGGACAGAUCUGUGGACCCAACUCCCACUGCCAUAAUACAAAUGGAUCCUUCUAUUGCACCUGUCAGCGUGAUUACAUCCCAUCCUCAGGCACUAAGCACUUCUAUCCAGAGAGAGGUGUAAGAUGUAAAGAACAUCCCCAAAAACACUGCCAUGACAACACCGGGUGCAUCACAAAGGCGGUCAACAACACACUUGAAUAUAUGAGUAACCUGACGGAGCCCCAGAGCCUCCUGAGGGAAAUCGCCAGACAGACGUCAGGUGAUCUGACUUCGGUGGAAGUGAUCGCGUACGUGGAGGCCUUGAGUCAGUCGACGUCGAUGCUGGCUGACAGCGAGAAGGAUUACACCGUCAAACCAUCUGUUAUCAACUCGACUCUGACUAAAUUAGUGAAGGCUGUAAACAACUUGGUGGAGAAGGAUGAAGUGGUGGCUUGGAGACGAAUCAAAGACGAGCGCAGGGAACGUACCAUCACCAAGCUGCUGCACACGGUGGAGGAGAGCGCUCUGAAGUUGGCCGACGGCUUCAGAAAUCCAACCCAGCUCCAAAUCAAAGCCAGUGAAAUGGAAUUAAAACUCUUCACCUUUGAUGCCCGUCACACAAAAGCCAAACUGUCUGCUUCCAUGGGAGGGGAUACGAUAAACCUGACUCCAAAACUGAAACCAGAGACAGAAAGAAAUGGAAGCGUGUCGGUGGUGUUUGUGAGAUAUGACAGCAUCCGUGACAUCCUGAAGCCCAGCAGCGACCCAGGUGUCACCGACUCCUCGCGCUCUGCAGGAACGGGGGAAAUCACUGUCAACUCCCAAGUCAUCGCGGCAGCCGUCAAACCUGCUGACGUUUACCAACUUGACCAUGUCACCUUCACUCUGGGACACAACCAGCCCAUUGACAUUAAAGCUGAUGUGGUAAAGUGUGCGUUCUGGGAGUACGAGGCCGACAGCCUCCAGGGCCGCUGGGCCACCCAUGGGUGUACGAGCGUCCACGUCAGCAGCAACGCCACCACCUGCUCCUGCACACACCUCACACACUUCGCCAUCCUCAUGUCUUCGGGCCGAGCCAACCUGGCGGCGCACUAUACCAUCCUGACCCGGAUCACCCAGCUGGGGAUGAUCAUCUCCCUCAUCUGCCUGUCCAUGUGCAUCUUCACCUUCUGGUUCUUCAGCGAAAUCCAGAGCACCAGAACCACCAUCCACAAGAACCUGUGCUGCAGCCUCUUCAUGGCCGAGUUCAUCUUCCUGGUGGGGAUCAACAUGAACAGCCAUAAGCUCUUCUGCUCAGUUAUUGCAGGGCUGCUACACUAUUUCUUCCUGGCGGCCUUUGCCUGGAUGUGCAUCGAGGGCAUCCAUCUGUACUUAAUAGUGGUUGGCGUCAUCUACAACAAAGGCUUCCUGCACCGCAAUUUUUACAUCUUUGGUUAUGGAAGUCCAGCAGUGGUGGUGGCCAUCUCAGCAACACUGGGGUCCAAGUAUUAUGGCACUGAUAAAGUCUGUUGGCUGAGCACUGAAAACCAUUUCAUCUGGAGUUUCAUUGGACCUGCAUGUUUGAUCAUUCUGGUUAAUCUCUUGGCUUUUGGUGUAAUCAUCUACAAAGUGUACCGGCACACCGCUGUGAAAAAGCCUGAGAUCAGCCACUACGAAAACAUCAGGUCCUGUGCUCGUGGUGCUUUGGCCCUGCUCUUCGUGCUCGGUGCCACCUGGACGUUGGGGGUGCUGCACAUCCUAAAUGAGACCACCCUCACCGCCUACCUGUUCACCAUCGCCAACACCUUCCAGGGGAUGUUCAUCUUCAUCUUCCUCUGUGUGCUGUCCAGAAAGAUCCAGGAGGAGUACUACAGGCUCUUUAAAAACGUCCCCUGUUGUUUCGAAUGCCUGAGAUGAAAUCAUGCACUGGAACCGGAUCACCUGCACUUGUAUAGGAACACUUGACUCUACAGCUUCGUCAUAUCUUGUGACUGGUGUUUUUCCAUUUUUGAAAAUGCUGUGGGAGGAAAUGUGUUGUACAGACGUCUAAUAAAAAUGACCAAAUGUAGCAUUUACAUGAUCAUCCACUGCAUAUAUGUACAUUGUAUUUGGAUCAAAAUCCAAAGUCAAAAUGCAAAACCCGAUUCUUCACAUUUGAGACAAAAUGUAAGAGAGUAUUAUAAUAGUAUGGGACUCAAAGUUUUCUGUUUUAUUUAAUGCAGUUAUCAACAUUACACACAAAUUAACCCAUGUGAUCUGUCGUCCCUGUUGGAUCAUUUCAUGUGUUUAAACUGAUUUGUAAAUUAUUACAAUAAAUGUGGUAAACUAGC